This is a messenger RNA of Carcharodon carcharias (great white shark), 7575 nucleotides long. RefSeq names its product ankyrin repeat domain 50 (gene ankrd50). Gene Ontology annotation, molecular function: protein binding. The transcript has 4 exons. Lineage: Eukaryota; Metazoa; Chordata; Chondrichthyes; Lamniformes; Lamnidae. Bases 1222 to 5478 code for a protein of 1418 amino acids. The record is from RefSeq and is a predicted model, not a curated record.
GACACACACCGAUCCCCGGUCAGGGAGACACGGAGCCCCACUCCGCCGAUCUUGGGUUUAAAGUGUACAGUUUGCCCAGGGACUUUUGUUAGGUUUCGUUCCUGCGAGGAGAGACCGGGGAGGUGGUUAGAGAAGGAAAGAAACCAUGCGCAGCCCCGGGGUGUGAGAGCGGGGCAGGGAAACGGGGACAGCCCGGCUCGGAGAUCGGUGACAGCCCGGGCCAGGGGAUCGGGUACAGCCUGGGGAUCGGGGACAGCCCGGCUCGAGGAUCGGGGACAGCCCGGGGCUGGGGCUCAGGGACAGCCCGGGGAUCGAGGACAGCCCCCGGGGUCGGGGACAGCCCGGGGCUGGGGAUCGGAGACAGCCCGGGACGGGGGAUCGGGGACAGCCCGGGGAUCGGGGACAGCCCGAGCGAGGUUAACUCAGGACAAGAGUCUGCCUAGCAGCUUUUAUUUUAACUGUUGAUGGAUUCACUCCCCCGAGUGGUUUAAGUAUUUAUAGACAGGCUGCACCGAGACAAACCUCAUCCCCAAACUCAGGAUUUCAGCCUGCCUGCCGGGUUGCUCACUGAACUCGUAGUAGGAGGAGAUGGAGGGAAGCAUUUGGUUUGGGAUACUGCAGUUUGUUGCUGGGUUUUACCAAUCAUGUGAACCCUGAAUGUAACACUUGGCGAGAGAGUGGGAAGGAUACCAGUCCUGCACCAUUGAAACCUCGUUUCUUCCUCUGUUGCGCUGGAUUUAUGAUGUGUAGGGCUCCAGAAGAUCAUGGACAGCUGCAGUAGGCUUGCAGAUUAAAUAAUUUGGAUGGAGCUACGGUGAAGAUAUGGUAACAAGAAGGAUGAGGUCGUUUUUGGAUCUAUGGAAAAAUAACAUCAAACGACCAGACAACGAGAAAAUAUCAAAAAAACAAUGGAUGGAUAUUGCAUCCAACGAUCACUCGGUACUAUGCGACUAAUAUAUAACAGUAAAAAUACUAGUUAGAUUUAUCACUGUUUAACCAACAAAGGAGAAACAAAAACCGAAGAAAAUGGCUCAGAUUUCGCUGCAGGUGUUUUACUGCAGGGAAUAGUAACGAGAAAUUGUGGACUUUUUCAGCAGAAUAGAACAUUAAUUCUUGGACAAGACUGCUUUUAAUUUGACCUUUUUAAAAUACAUCUGUCAACUCUUCUCCCGUGCAUAUGCAAUAUCACGUCGCAGACAAAGAAAAUCACUGCUUGCAAAAAUGUCUCAGAGUUUAUUGCAAGGAAAAAGAUUUUUCUGCAGGGAGUGGGUUUUCCAUAAACUCCAGCAUUGCCUUCAAGAAAAGAACAGUGGUAAAACGUUUGGGAUUUCGAAUCCCAGUGGGAAUGGUGGUCUCAUUGGGAAAAACACGGGAGGUAUUGGAGGUAUCCUGAUCGUUGGAGGCCCCGGCAGCGGUAAGACAGCACUGUGCACUGAACUGAUCUGGCCCACUUGCCCGCAGCUGGUGCAGCGGGGUUUACAUCGUCAGGCACUUGCCUUUCACUUCUGUAAAGCCCAGGACGCAGACACACUCUGUGUUAGCAACUUCAUACGAAACCUCAUCUCCCAGAUUCGCAAUAGCAGCUUGGUCCAGGGAUACGAAGAAAAAUUGCGAGAACCAGCCGUUCACAGCGUGCUUCAGGCUGGCGAAUGUGAGAGGAAUCCCGGGGAAGCCUUUAAAAGGUGUGUGCUUUUGCCACUGUUGGGAAUAAAACCGCCUUCACAGAAUCUCUUCAUUGUCGUAGAUUCUGUCGAUGAAGGCUGCAACUAUGUUGAAGGGGAGCAAAGGCAAGCAGGCCUGACACGGACUAUAGCAGAGCUACUAGCAAGUCAUCAUGAGUUCUUCCCACCAUGGCUGCUGCUUGUCUGCUCUGCCAGGAAACAGAGUAAAAUGGUGACAAAAAUGUUCACAGGCUUCCGAAAAAUUAGCUUGGAUGACCUGCGUAAAGCCUACAUUGUAAAAGACGUGCAGCAGUAUAUCCUGUAUCGUCUGGACCAGGAAGAAGCAUUGAGACAGCACCUGACAAAAGAAACAGCUGAAAUGUUGAACCAGCUCCAUAUUAAAAGCAGUGGCUGUUUUCUUUAUCUCGAACGUGUGCUUGAUGGAGUGGUGGAAAGUUUUAUUAUGCUGCGAGAGAUUAGGGAUAUUCCAGGAACUCUGAAUGGACUGUACCUUUGGCUUUGUCAGAGGCUUUUUGUGCGAAAACAAUUUGCAAAAGUGCAGCCUAUUCUAAAUGUAAUUUUGGCUGCCUGUAGGCCAUUAACUACUUUAGAAUUGUAUCAUGCAGUCUGGACAAAAAACAUGACCAUGACGAUUGAAGAAUUUCAACGGAAAUUAGAUAUAUUAUCAAAGGUUCUUGUAGAUGGCUUGGGAAGCACUAAAAUUCUGUUUCAUUACAGUUUCGCAGAGUGGUUGCUUGAUGUGAAGCAUUGCACACAGAAAUACUUGUGUAAUGCAGCAGAGGGCCACAGAAUGCUUGCUAUGAGUUACACAUGUCAUGCAAAAGAACUCUCCCCUUUGGAGGUACAAGAGUUUGCACUGCACCUGCUUAAUUCUAACUUGCAGCUGGAGCCACAUCACUUAGCUUUGUGGAUGAUCUGGAACAGCACACCUGUGAAAGGAGCUUUGUCAACAAUGGUUCCAAAAGAGCAGGAAAUACUACAGCUUUUAGUAAAAGCAGGAGCUCAUGUGAACAGCGAUGAUGACCGCACAUCAUGUAUUGUACGGCAGGCACUGGAGAGGGAGGACUCCAUUCGGACAUUACUAGAUAAUGGUGCUUCUGUUAAUCAGAGUGACUCGAAUGGAAGAACGCUGUUGGGUAGUGCAGCCUACAGUGGCAAUUUGGAUGUUGUUAACCUACUGAUAUCUAGGGAUGCUGAUCUGGAAAUUGAAGAUAAUCAUGGACAGACAGCACUUACACUUGCUGCAAGGCAAGGUCAUACCAAGGUUAUUAAUUGCCUCAUUGGACAUGGUGCCAACAUAAAUCAUACUGACCAAGAUGGCUGGACAGCAUUAAGGUCAGCAGCUUGGGGAGGGCAUACAGAGGUGGUAUCUGCACUUCUCUAUGCUGGAGCUAAAGUGGAUUGUGCAGAUGCAGACAGUCGAACUGCUCUCAGGGCUGCAGCAUGGGGAGGACAUGAGGACAUUGUUUUAAAUUUGCUUCAGCAUGGAGCAGAAGUUAACAAAGCAGAUAAUGAAGGAAGGACUGCACUUAUUGCAGCAGCAUACAUGGGGCAUAGAGAAAUAGUAGAACACCUGGUAGAUCAUGGUGCAGAGAUCAAUCAUGAAGAUGUGGAUGGAAGAACAGCCCUAUCAGUAGCUGCUCUGUGUGUCCCUGCAAGUAAAGGUCAUGCAUCAGUAGUUAGCUUGCUGAUUGACCGAGGAGCAGAAGUUGAUCACUGUGACAAAGAUGGCAUGACUCCACUGUUAGUAGCUGCCUAUGAAGGUCAUGUGGACGUUGUCGAUUUGCUUCUUGAAGGAGGGGCAGAUGUGGAUCACACAGAUAACAAUGGUCGGACCCCUCUUCUGGCUGCUGCAUCCAUGGGCCAUGCAUCUGUUGUAAAUACCUUGUUGUUUUGGGGCGCAGCUGUAGAUACUAUUGAUAGUGAAGGAAGAACAGUACUGAGUAUAGCCUCAGCACAAGGGAAUGUAGAAGUGGUGCGUACUCUGCUGGACAGAGGACUAGAUGAGAAUCAUAGGGAUGAUGCUGGUUGGACUCCAUUGCAUAUGUCAGCAUUUGAGGGUCACCGACUAGUAUGCGAAGCACUUAUUGAACAAGGUGCUAGAACUAAUGAGGUGGAUAAUGAUGGUCGAAUCCCUUUAAUACUGGCGGGUCAGGAGGGUCAUUAUGACUGUGUGCAGGUUAUGCUCGAAAACAAAUCAAACGUGGACCAAAGGGGCUACGAUGGUAGGAAUGCAUUACGUGUUGCAUCAUUAGAAGGACAUCGAGAUAUAGUUGAACUGCUCUUGAGCCAUGGGGCCGAUGUGAAUUACAAGGAUGCUGACAGCCGGCCAACACUGUAUAUCUUGGCACUUGAAAAUCAACUAGCAAUGGCUGAGUAUUUGUUAGAAAAUGGAGCAAAUGUGGAAAGCACAGAUGCAGAGGGGAGAACUGCUCUUCAUGUCUCUUGCUGGCAGGGGCAUUUGGAAAUGGCCCAACUUUUGAUAAAUUAUCAUGCUGAUGUCAAUUCCGCUGACAAUGAGAAGCGGUCAGCUUUGCAAUCUUCUGCAUGGCAGGGUCACGUGAAGGUUGUGCAACUGCUGAUUGACCAUGGAGCAUUGGUAGAUCACACAUGCAACCAGGGUGCUACUGCUCUUUGUAUUGCAGCCCAGGAAGGGCAUGUGGAUGUUGUUCAGACAUUGCUGGAACAUGGUGCCGAUCCAAACCAUGCAGACCAAUUUGGACGGACUGCAAUGAGGGUUGCAGCAAAAGGUGGCCAUACGCAGAUUAUAAAGUUAUUGGAAAAGUAUGGGGCAUCGAGUCUAAAUGGAUGUAGCCCUUCUCCAGUUCACACAAUGGAACAGACAGCCCCUCAGUCUGUCACUGUGAAAAUGCACUCCUUGACAAUUAAAUCAAAUAGCUCUGGUAGCACUGGUGGAGGAGAUCUUCAGUCUGCCAUGCGUGGUUUUUCUAAUGGCCCUCAACACCCUUUCAGUUCACCUUCUGAAUCUCCAGAUUCAACAGUUGACCGACAAAAGUCCUCAUUGUCCAAUAAUUCACUAAAGAGUUCCAAAAACUCCUCUCUCCGCACAACAUCAUCCACAGCAACAGCCCAAACUGUACCCAUGGACAGUUUCCAUGGCAUGUCCUUCACAGAGCAGAUACAGCAGCAUUCUUUGCCACGAAGUCGAAGCAGGCAGUCCAUUGUAUCUCCGUCAUCUACUACACGUUCCAUAGGACAACAUGCUGGUUCCACAACUAGUGAAUGUGAAUGGGGACAAAUGAAGCCCAACAUGAGAUCUAGUAAAAGUAGCAAAACUGGACACAUUGAGCCUAGUGAAGGUUCCACCAAAACUGGUUCAUCUGGGAAGAGAUCAGCUCAAAACAAGCAAAACAGCUCAUCUCAGCCAAAGGUUUUGGAAUACGAAAUGACACAACUAGACAAACGAACAACCAUAAAUAAAAUGGUGCAAAAUAAUGCAGUGUCAUUAAAAGAAGUACCACCUGAGCCACAAUGCAAGAUCCUGAUUCCACACAGUCCACAGGAAACUUCAAGGGCUCAGCAACAGUUCUCAAUUCAGCAACACGGGGAGCAAAAGAAAAGGAAUGGAAUAAUGACAAACCCAAAUUAUUUGCAAGGGAAUCCUGUUUUCCUGGGCAGGGUUGCAGUUCCAAGGAGUGGACAGGAGAGAGGACAUACUGAAUGUUUGGAAGGUUAUCCAUUAGCAGAGACUGAACUGAGUCUGAAGCAAGCCCUAAAAUUACAGAUUGAAGGGACAGACCCUAGCUUUAACUACAAGAAGGAGACACCAUUGUAGCAGACUGAAUCUAAUGGAUUUCAAUGAACUGCAGCAUUUAAUUCUCAUCAUACUUUGCUGUCAGAACCCCAAAGGCACUGAACCAACUGCAGCCUCAGUGGAACACCAGCCUGAUUUUGAAGAAGUCACCCGAUAUCAGCCUUGAAAGCACAUUCACUUUGUGAAAACAGCAGUGGAGAAGUCUUACUACUGUCUAAAUGUUCCAUACAAAACAACUCUGUACUGCGCCUAUGUUUAAGUCUGUCUUUAAGUAUAGUACCUAUAUGCUUUAUAUAUUUGUGUACUUUGUAGCUUCAUAACAACAAAACAGUAUGUUACACCCUAAAAUUAUUGUUAUUUUAUGAUGUGUUGAGAGGAAUUCAGCAUGCAGAAUGUCAAUAUAGAAUUUGAUCAAGCUCAACAGAAGAUUGUGAUUCUGAACAAGCAAGGCAUUGUUGAUGUCCUAGGGCUAAAGAUGUGAUCUGAAGAUUAUAGCAAAAUAUACCCUGCCUAUUGCUAUGGACUCAGAUCUGCAUUUGUAGAAUAAGUAUGCAUGGAGCUUUUUUCCCUGGCGUCCCAUUAAAUUGUUUUGAUGAGAUGAUAUUACAGCAUCAUCCAUGUAAAACUGAAAAUGAAUUUGGAACUUUGCUGGCCUAAUAUUUAUUUUGUUUUCUGUUAUAGAGUGUAGCAUUCAUAAACUCAUACAAAGAAGGGUGACUUCAAGGUUGAGUAUGAUUUUUGAAGGGAGAUUUUUUUUUCCUAUGUUAAUGAAAGUUGGAUGUACAAAUUAUAAUGGAAUACAAGAACAUAUAUUGAAUUCUGUGUGUGUGGUUUCCUUUCCUGUUGGAAGAAAGGGACAGAAUGCACCCAGCUACAUAACAUGUUACAGAAAAAUUGAUUACUGGCUGUAUGUUUGUGACUUUCUGUGUAAAACAAAGGUGUCACGUGUAAGGUGUUGAAGGUAUAGAUGGCAGGACAACUGUGGUGUAGUGCAUGUUCAUAUUAGACAAGGAGCUGAUUCCAAGGCCAGAUCAAUUUAUGUUCUGUAUAUGAUUAUUAAUCUUGUGGGAAAAAUUUGAGAAGCUUGUAUUCCAAUGCAGUAUUUUUGUCCCUGUGGGACUAUUGUCUGAUAGACAGACUGCAGUUUCAGAUUUUGAAAAUGUUGACUUUGACUCUGCAGGCUUGAUCAUGUGUCAUUGCAUUCCAGAAUUCAAAACGGAGCCCCAAGUACUGUGCAGCAGUAAUAAACAUGCAGAGCUUCAUUGUGGACAGAGUUUGUGUUUUAUUACUCAAGGAGUGUAUUUAAAGUUUCAAAUAAUCCCUGCGGCCUUUCUUGUUAAUUAGGUUUUACAAAUGCCUUCUUUAUUAUUGUACUGGUUAGACAAUAGUCAGCUUGAUUCAUAAGGUGCUAAGAUUUUCGGAAUGUCUCUAUUUGGAGUUUUGGGAGUUAAUAUUUUGAUUUUAAACUCAUUAGAAAUAUCAUUUGUUUAAUGUCCCUGCAAUGUAAAUAUUGUAAAGAGAAAAUUCCCAGAACUGCAUCAUGAGUAUUACUUUGAGUCUAUAUUUCAACUCCCCUGGCACUGGGGGUUAGUUGGGGGCGGGGGGUGUGGGGAUUGAAUCGUUUGAAGCAUGAAAACUUGAGGAGUCAAAAAAUGGCAUCUGUUCUUGUCUUGGGCCUAUUCAAUGGAGCUUGACACUGAAUCUCUGGUUUGGCUGUAUACUCACCAAUUUGAUUCAACUAAACAGAAAAUGUCCAAAGUAAUUCAUUCAUUCAAUUAAAAGAAAAGCAGCUGAAGAGGAGUACAGGUGGCUUUGUGCCCUCCAAACAAACUCUCCUAUCUUUAACUCCAGGCAGUAUUUGAAUUCUGUAUGUUUCUAUUUUUUCUCAUUAGUUUUGUUUUGCUAUGCAAAUCUAUUUUGUUUAUUCAAAUAGUCACUUAACUGCAUUUCAGUUAGUUAGAUUUACACUUAAGUCAUUUGUUUUUGUAUUUGGUUGUAAAUAGCUUUAAUGUACAUUGAAUUUUGCAUUGUAAGAUUUUAUUUUAUUUCUUGUAUUAUAUUGAGCAAAAAGUCCUUAUGUAUAGUAAAGUACUUAAUAAAUAUAUUUGCUUUUCAGCA